CACGUAUCGACUACACUUGUAGGCUGUAAGCGUUACCAAACGGGUCCUGUCCGAUGAGGAGAGCUACUUGCCCUAAUUACUCUGGUGCUUAGAACUUUAUGGGCAACUGGAUUAUAGCGUGCUGUUACGCUGUUGCUUUGUAACUGCAGGAACACCAUGCAAUACCAGCAUCCCGUCUCUUCGGCGAUGAACGCAAAUGUUCCUCUUUACGCGCCGACUCCAAUUCAGCCCGUGCACCCGACUCCCUUUUACAUUGACGAUAUCCUGGGAAGAAGCGUGACUCCGACGCCAAAUGCAGCAGUUUCAGCUCCUACUAUGCCGUCUCCAAAUUCGUCGUUUACGAGUUUAGUGUCGCCGUACAGAGCUCCCAUCUAUGAGCCAACACCGAUACAUCCAGCCUUCUCGCACCCCGCGGCGCUGACGGCUGCGUACCCCUCCGGAGCCCUUGCAAACUCUCUCUACCCCUUUCACCGCGGAGAUUACCCCCACGCACUGAUUAGACACGACCCUUUAGGGAAACCACUUUUAUGGACUCCAUUCAUACAACGACCGCUACACAAACGAAAGGGGGGUCAAGUAAGAUUCUCCAAUGACCAGACAAUUGAACUGGAAAAGAAGUUUGAGACACAGAAAUACCUGUCGCCGCCAGAACGAAAAAGACUGGCCAAGAUGCUCCAGCUCAGUGAGCGGCAGGUAAAGACGUGGUUCCAGAAUCGAAGAGCAAAAUGGCGACGUCUCAAACAGGAGAAUCCGCAGAGCAGUAAACGGGAGGCAGAGUGCGACAAUUGCGAAAGGAGCUGCGAGCCGCGGCCGAAGCUGGCGAUGGCUUCGGAUCAGAAGAGCGGCGACGGUCCGCGCAGCCGCUCGCACGGCUCCUCCUCCCCAGUAUCGCAGGGAGAACUCGAAUCGGAGGUGUCGGACGAUUCGGACCAGGAGCUGGACAUUGAAGAAAACUGCUCCCUAAACGACCCAAUAUGAACCGUACACUUAAACAUCCAGUCCGCAGUGAACGUUUGAGUUUCUGGAGUUUAUAUAUAUAUAUAUAUAUAUGCUUGUACAUAUUGUAUGAAAAAAUGCUUUUCUGAUGAUAAAUUAAUUAAUACCUUUAGCGCAGCGUUUAAGAAACUGUGGGUUGUAUAGUUAACUUUCAGCGCGGAUUUAUGCAAGAAAUAAAUGAAUCGAAUCAUAAAGUCUGUAAUUUUUUUUUAUUUCGCCACACGAAUUGUGCUUGCAGUGUUUAUAUAAUUCAUAUUCUGUGAAAAUUUCAGGAACUUGUGAAAAACUCUGCUGAAAAUUCCGUCAAAUUCUAUAUAUCUUUUUUCCGUAAAUAAAGACACUCAAAUGUCCAUCCUCUUAAAUGGUGCGUUUAAUGUUCCCGUUUAAUAACUUAUGUUAUGGUAGCGGAACAUUUUAGAGCGCUUUGGAGCUGCAAGGCUUCCUGUAAUAUUGUGAAAUUGCCUUUUUCUUUCAAGAUAAAGAAGUGCUAUGGGCCCUCACUCAAUUGCGAAAUUAAACUGUUUCACACUGAA
Messenger RNA from Brienomyrus brachyistius, 1529 nucleotides. It is a transcript of the gene hhex, whose product is annotated as hematopoietically expressed homeobox. The record is from RefSeq and is a predicted model, not a curated record. The transcript is spliced from 4 exons. NCBI's taxonomy places the organism in Eukaryota, Metazoa, Chordata, Actinopteri, Osteoglossiformes, Mormyridae. The coding region runs from base 157 to 978 and encodes 273 amino acids. Gene Ontology annotation, molecular function: RNA polymerase II cis-regulatory region sequence-specific DNA binding; DNA-binding transcription factor activity, RNA polymerase II-specific. Gene Ontology annotation, biological process: regulation of transcription by RNA polymerase II; cell differentiation.